Messenger RNA from Prunus persica (peach), 2364 nucleotides. RefSeq lists its product as uncharacterized. Gene Ontology annotation, biological process: regulation of DNA-templated transcription; rRNA processing; chloroplast organization. Gene Ontology annotation, cellular component: chloroplast. Lineage: Eukaryota; Viridiplantae; Streptophyta; Magnoliopsida; Rosales; Rosaceae. Bases 172 to 1293 code for a protein of 373 amino acids. The record is from RefSeq and is a predicted model, not a curated record. Gene Ontology annotation, molecular function: double-stranded DNA binding; rRNA binding. The transcript is spliced from 2 exons.
AUGUAGGGUGUACAUAGUUUAACCGUUGUCGGGUCCAAAUAAGUUUCCCCUCUACCGAGAAAGGAAAAACCGAAAAGCCCAGCAAAAACCCUAGUUACCUAUUCGAUCCCAAUCUUUCCGGUCUGGCUACAACGGGAAAUUUGUGUUACAGUGUGAACAUCAGCUUCGAAAAUGGCUAACACUGCCCUCAGAAAUCUGCUUUCUUUAGUACAAAAACGCCUUCUUGCAACAUUACCAACGCCUACAGCUGCAUUAUGUUCAUCUUUUACAGUUGAGUACCUGGUGAAGUCAUGCGGGCUUCCUUUAGAAUCUGCAAUCUCAGCCUCCAAGAAGCUCCAGAUUGAUAAGAAGCAAACACAUCGGAUAGAUUCUAUGCUCAAAUUCUUGAAAUCUAACGGAUUUGAUGAUGCCCAAAUCGCCAAAUUGAUCACCAAGCGCCCCACAAUCCUCCAUUACAAGGUACUCAGCAAUCUGGAGCCCAAAUUCAACUUUCUCAUUGAAAAUGGCUUUGUGGGUCAGAAUCUGCCAGAGCUCGUUUUAUUGAAUCCAGUCAUUUUGACUCGGAGUUUGGAUUCUCACAUAAAACCAGCAGUUCAAUUUCUCAAGAAAUUGCUUUCAACCAAUGAUAUGUUGGCGGCGGCCAAGCGCUCUUCAUGGCUGUUAAACAUGGAUAGUGUGGGUACAAUUCAACCCAAUGUGGCCCUUUUGCAGAGUGAAGGUGUUCCCUUAGAUGUUAUAACAAAAAUGAUAUUGUUUCAGCCAAGGACUGUAAUGCAAAAUGUUGACAGAAUGGCUUAUGCAGUUAGAACAAUAAAAGAUUUGGGCAUUGACCCGACUGGUCCGAUGUUUGUCCGGGCUGUUCGAGUUAUGAUCUCUAUGAAAGAGUCAACAUGGAAAAGGAAAAUUGAAUUUUUUAAGAGUUACGGGUGGUCUGAAGAUGUUGUUCUGUCAGUUUUUAAGCGCCAACCAUUUUGUUUAGCUUGUUCGGAGGAGAAACUUGGGAGAGUCAUGGAUUUCUUUCUGAACACUGUGAAGUUGGAACCGGAGACUAUGAUUGCCAAUCCCAUGCUUCUUAUGCAUGGUUUUGAGAAAACAGUUCUACCAAGGUAUAAUGUUUUCAAGAUUUUGGUUUCUAAGGAGCUGAUUAAUAGGGACAACAAGAGGCUGUGUUGGUUGAUCACACAAAGUGAGAGGAGAUUUUUGGAUUAUUAUGUUCUUAAGUAUUUGAAUGAAGUCCCAGACCUACUGGAGAUAUACCAUAGUUCUAAGGAAGAGACAAUAGAGAUUCCUUAGUGCAAUAGAUAAUCUUGAUUCUGUACAGGGUAUUUUUGUGUGUCCUCUGCUACGAUGGAUUUUUUCUGGACUGAAAAAGACUUUAUUGCAACCAGUAAAUGAUGUUGCUGUUUGCUGUAAUGUUUUCAAAAUGAGGACAGCAGAAGAACAACUGUGCCUCAUUGAGAAAUGCUUGAGAUCCUUUGGUAAGAAGAUGGUGGGGGAUUUACUAUGGAUCGCAUACGUUCAAAGGCUCCAGUGCUGGUAAAUUUUAAGAUAAGGGUCAUCUCUAAGAGGGGAUAUUUUUGUUGCCUGCACUAGUGAUCACAGCCGGGUAGGUCAUGGUUGUACAUUACCGAAUACAAGGGCAGUAUGUGCAUGUUUGAAAUAUGGUGAAUAAUAUUUUAACAUCCCUUCUUAACGAUGUUUUCUUUAAGAAUGCCUCUUCUGUCAUCUUACCUAUAUUAAAUCAUCAGCCUUGCAUUAUCUCAUGAGGUUCUUAACUAACAUUAAAUGCAUACCCAAUCUGAAUUCAUUUAGCCAGGCUCUCCCUAAGUUAAAAUGCUUGGAUACAUUAUCGUUGUACUUGUACGUAUUGGUAUACAGGUCUAAUUUUACCAACAAACUAGGAUGCUUUUUGAGACUGAAGUUACUUUUCUUGCUUUUCCCUGUAUUAGUAUCCUUACUCUUAGAAUUAGAAGGCCCAUGGUUUUGCAUAUGAUUCCACCAAUUGCUUUCAUUAUUCUGAAACUUGUUGAGGGAGUAGUCAUGGCCAAAAGUGAUGAUCACUUAUUUUGGAAAAGAAAUUACGUCUCCUUCCAUAUAAAAGAGUCAUUCCUCCGUACUAUGACAUAUGUGGAUGAACUUUUCUUUGUACUUUUGAUGGAUUAUUUUUGUAAGUGUCAAACUGUGAUUCGCAGGUCAUAAGGAAUGGGUUGGUUGGAAAUUCUUUUAUGCAGCACAAGCUCCAGAAAAUCUUCUUUUUUUCCUUUUCUUUUUUUUUGUUGUUGGAAGCUUCUGAAAAACCAAAGUUAUGCAGAUGUAAUGAAACUUGUGAUACAUUCUCAUUUUAUUAAUUGAUCUCAGUUCUCA